This is a messenger RNA of Varanus komodoensis (Komodo dragon), 3702 nucleotides long. It is a transcript of the gene TEX26, whose product is annotated as testis expressed 26. Bases 130 to 1113 code for a protein of 327 amino acids. The transcript is spliced from 7 exons. Gene Ontology annotation, cellular component: cytoplasm. NCBI's taxonomy places the organism in Eukaryota, Metazoa, Chordata, Lepidosauria, Squamata, Varanidae. The record is from RefSeq and is a predicted model, not a curated record.
CAUCGCACCCUUUAUUUCCAAGCGGCUCUGCCUCCGGCCUGGCUUUCUCCUCGAGGCUGCCGCUUUUACGUUCCGGCAGGAGAAGGCCCACGGGACGGAGUCUGUGCUCGGGGACCAGUCAGCCUGGGCAUGGAGCCCUUGGAGCGUGAGCGAAGCCUUCUCCUCCCUCCAAUUAACGGGGCGGCGCCGGCCGCCGCUCCCGCCUCGGUCUCUGCUAUGCCCCCCUGGAGACCCAGAUCCGCUCGAGCCGCGCCGCCUGUCGGUAGCAUAAAGUGGGAUCCAUAUGAAUCAACCAUGAAACACGAUUUUGUCUAUAAACCUGCAACAGAUCCUGAUGCAGAUUGUGCCAGAGCAGGGAAAGAUCACGUCAUUCCCUUUCAUGUAGAUGAACCAACUGGAACUAAUAUCUACAGAGAUGAGUUCUGCUGGAAGCCUUAUUCCAAAGCAGAACCAAUAAGGAGUGGAUCUGCAUCAGGAAUAAGGAGAAACAAUCCUCAGCCUGGAGAUCGUUUCCUGAUUUGGCAACUGCCUCAAGAACAAUCACCAUUACCUACAGACAGUUUUUCACCUUGGACAAAACCUAUUACUAAACAAGAGAUUGAGGAAAUAUUAAAAAAACAAUAUAAAACAGCAUAUGCAAGAGAUUAUUUAGGGAUACAACCAAGUGCUGUCCGAGAUAGUGUACCAGCUCCUCCAGAUUGGAAGACGUUAGUCCCAAGGCCUCCUGAUACUGAAUUCAGGCGUAACUAUGGGCCCCAAGCCCAUGCUCCUGAUUUAAUGGACUUUACGUGGAAAUAUGGAUGCAAUGCAAAGCGCCAUCUUCCAGUGAAAGGCGCUGUUCCUUCAGUGUCACUUGCUCAAAUCUGGAAUCAUGAACACAGUAAACAGCUGUCUACUUACCAGAGAGAUUUUGGGAAUGAUUAUCAUGAAAUUAUAUCAGUUUUGAAUUCUCUAGACCCAGAAGAAAUUAAAGCAUAUGUGGAAAGAGCCCCUAAUCCAGGUAUUUCCUGUAGGAAGUCCACAAGGAUUUCUCCUGAAAAAAUGUAUGUAAUGACCUGUGCUAAUGUACUGAUUUUCAUGGCUGUUGUCUCUGUGUUGCUCCUCCCAGGUUGACUGGGCAUGGAGAGUAGCAAGAAAGGCAGGAGAAAUUAUGGAGCUGCUAGAAGUAAUUGAAGAUGUGCAUCUUUUUAGCAGUGAGCCUGCUAAACUCUCUUACCGCUUCUUUCGCCAUUGACUGUGCUGGCUGGGUAGUGGCCCAACACGUCUGGAGGGUACCAGUUGGGGAAGAUGAUACAGCCCCUUCCUGCAGACCAGUUUCUGAUGAAACAUAAUCUGGUUUUCAGCAGAAGCCAGAUAUACACAGUGCUGCAAAAGCUGUUGCAUCAGUUACAAAGCAGGGUUGUGCAAAGCACUGACUGUUUGGGGCCUGCGGGUACAUUUGGCCAUUUAAAAAGCUCUUGGGGACACCAAAAUGGCUGCCAUGUUGUUAGGCCAGGACAACAAGAAAACAGCACACAAGACAGUACAAGGUAGAACUGGCAUCUGAGCCUCAACAUACUAAAAUAAAUCCCUUAGAGUUCAGCAUUCAGCACCUAUUUCAGAGGGCAAGUUUUCCUUCUCCACCAGUUGACUCAUUCUCCUCUCUGUACAUCUCUUUUUCUUGCACACAUUCUCUCUUCCUGGUUCUUUCUGAAGCCAUUCUAGCUGCAGGUAAGAAAAUUAAGGAAUAUUUAAAAAAAAAACCUGUGGGACAUGUCUGGGGACACACUGGCACACAUGGGUGCUAUGCUGCCUAAAGUGCUGAAGAAACAUUAGAGCAGAUAAACAGGAAGGGACCUGAAGACUAAAACAAAGCAGGUGCACCACCUGAAGCAUGGUGGGAAGGGUGAGAAGCACCAUUUUGGAUCCAGAAGUGGCCUGUGUGUUGUUAGAGGAUGGUGCUGACAACUAGAAAGGUGACAAUCAUUAUGACUUGUCCUACCACACAAAAAUCUAGAGCAGAAAAAUUCUCCUUUUUCUGGGCAUAUUAUGUUUUAUUUUGCCCUUGAGCAAGUUGUUCUUUACCGAUAUAGCAAGCAGCAACCUCUGUUUAUCUUCUCUACCCUAGAGGAAGUGUAUGGGUUCCAAUCUGGAUUGGGAUGCACCAUGUCAAGUAGGGUGCUUUGGCGGGGGGAAGGUGUGUGUUUGUUUCCCCUGCUGCAGUUCUGAACUGGAAGGGGUCCCUGCACCUGCAGUUUAUAGCUUGAAAUACAGAUCCAUGGAACAAACAAAUUAUUAUUUGGCAAUUUUAUACUGCUGGUGUGGGGAACCCAAUCUGGGUAAUUGAGCAGUGGAGAGGAAAGGAGUCGAGCUUUCCUGCCUCUUACAUGAGUCCUGGUCCACGCUUGCAUACUCCAGAGCAAGGGCAGUGAGCUUUUAAGCACAACUGCCAGAUUCACUUCCAUAGAAGCUCUUGGAGUAGGGAUGUGGCUUGUAUUUCAGUGUAGGUGGGACCAGAAUUUCCCCAAAUGUUUUAGAUUAAAGCUCAAACUGCUUAGGAGAGGUAUUUAAAUCUUUUGGAAUGGAAAAAAAAGCUGGGAGAUGAUCCAGUGACGGGCAAAUUGGGGGAAAGCAGUCUUCCUGGAACCCUCAGGGGUUUGAUUGGGCACAUAGGCACAUGAGGGUCAACAGCCCUGCUUCAGGGUAAGCACAUAGCUGCUUUGGCUCUCAGAAUCCCCUCCUUGUAUCAAGCAUAUAUGACAAAAGGAUUGUCUGAUUCAGAAGGCCUUACGACAGGCCUCCACUGGUAGUAUCAGCUCCAGGAAGAGGCCAGGAUGAUGGCAGUAGGGAGGAAAAGGUGGGAUAGGAAUGGAGGGAAUUUAACCCCUUUCCUUCCCUGGUGUGCAUUUGAUGAAAAUUGCUCCUCCAAAACUGUUAUUUAUAUUGGAAAGAAAUCUCAGAGGGCUCAGGACCACAGCAGGGAAGGAAGGAUAUUCUCUACUCUCCAUGUGCUGUGAUCUUGAAAAUGACCAGAUCCAGCCCACUGCCACCUAUUUGCAUUUAAACAACAGCCAUGCAAGUUAAAUGCAGAUUCAUGGCUGGCUGGGGCUUGUUGGGAGUUGUAGGACAUUUUUUCCUAUCUGUGUAUAGGAAUGUGUCCUUUAACUAUUGGGCAGUACAGAAAUUAAAUAAAGUGACAUCUUAUACAAGCCUUUGAUAUUCCCUAUUCUAAUGUGAAUUCUUGGUGUCUGUUUUGUAUGGAUCCUCUUACUCAAUAAUACCUUUCUUCCCAUUGUUUGUACAGAAAAAUCAAUCCUUCAGAACUUCCUUGACAAGGUCAAUACGCACAUGGCAUCUCAUAGGCCUUCCUCCGCGAAGAAGCCAGAAGAAAAUCCAGUCAAAUGCACCUUAUAACUUUAAGGGAAAAAUACAGCAAUAUUCAAGGUGGCUGAAGCACAAAUACCAUUAUAGCUUCUCUUUACAAUAAAACCAUUUGAAGAGCUACACCAGUUUUCUUCUAAUUCAGGCUUUCUUUUGAAAUUCUAAAAAACAAUAAUAGUAUUACUACCCCACUAACCUUAGAAAUAUGGACGUUUUACUGGAAGUUUUAUAUAUUACAAGCCUAGUUCUUGCUGCACGAAGAUUUAAUUUCUCCACUCUAUUGUUUUCUCCUUGUUGCACUGCAGUUUUGAGAAACUGAUUUAAAUAAAAGGAUCAAAAGAA